This is a messenger RNA of Blastocystis hominis, 552 nucleotides long. RefSeq names its product Tyrosyl-tRNA deacylase. The record is from RefSeq and is a predicted model, not a curated record. Lineage: Eukaryota; Bigyra; Opalinata; Blastocystidae. The transcript is spliced from 4 exons. The coding region runs from base 1 to 552 and encodes 183 amino acids. Gene Ontology annotation, cellular component: cytoplasm. Gene Ontology annotation, biological process: tRNA metabolic process. Gene Ontology annotation, molecular function: D-tyrosyl-tRNA(Tyr) deacylase activity.
AUGCGUGUUGUUCUGCAGAGAGUACUGUCAGCAUCUGUGACUGUCGAUGGAAAGACAAUUUCCAAAAUCGGAAAAGGUAUUAUGUGCUUGGUGGGCAUUCGCGACAAUGACGACCAGGCUUGUUCUGAAGUUCUUGCCAAAAAGAUUCUGGAUGUUCGCUUGUGGGAUGAUGACAAGGGAAAGCCCUGGUCGAAGAGCGUGAAAGAUAUGGGCUAUGAAGUUCUGUUAGUGUCUCAGUUUACCUUGUUUGGCUCCGUAAAGCAAAAGCCGAGACCUGACUAUCAUCGAUCGAUGGGAGCCGAUGAUGCGCGUGUCUUCUUUAACAGAUUUGUAGACCACGUAAAGAAGACAUACCAGGAGGACAAGGUACAGACAGGGGAGUUCCAGGCGUAUAUGAAUGUGGAGUUGCAGAAUGACGGUCCGGUGACGCUCAUCAUGGACACAGACGAGUACGACGGAGCUGUAGACUACGUCCGAAAGCAGUUAGAGAAGGCAGAGAAGUGUAAGAGAUGUUUAAGUAAGGUGGUAAUGUUCAGACGCACACAAGUUUGA